CAAUUGGACCCAAUGGUAGUUGCACUUGCACAUCCGUGUAGGAUACUCCCCGACAGGAAACAACAACCUGCAAAGUCAGAAGGCGCCUCUUCUCUGGUUGGCAUCCAGAUCGCUCCCAUCUGUGUCUGGCGUAAACCCGGUGCGCGCUGCUGCUGCCUCUUGUUCCAAGACUAAUUUAAGACAGCGCUUUGAACCCCGUGCCAUAGUGUACUGGAGCUGAGUGUUGUGAAUGUGUUAGGUGCGCUGCUUAGCCACUGCGCAGAGCCUGAGAAGAGUUUAAUCGCAGCGCUACACCAACAAACAAGGCGUUUGGGGUUGUUUUCUAUUUACCAAGAGGACUGUGAGGCAGGAUCUCAGCAUGGAUACAGCCAGCAACUCUAUCGGGGAAAGUAAGCCGGUGUGUCAGUGUGCUCCAAAGUCCGCGGUCCAGCGGUGGCUUCCAGGUUUUCCCAUCGCUCUGUGCAUGCUGAUGUCCCUGAGCUCCAUCACCGUGUGUCUUCUGAUGAGCCUCAAGACCCACCAGCUGGAGAACCGACUGCAGAUGGAGAUGGACAAAGCGUCCAUCUUCCAGCCGCCGCACAGGGCUUGUCUUAACGAGGAUGGGACCCUAAUUCCUGAGCUGAGCACUUCAGUGGGGAGGCUCGUGGAAGAGAAAGUGGGGGUGCUGAUGCCGAAAUCAAGGACGACUAGGGAUGCUGGCCAAGAGUGCUCCUGUCCUCCAGGGCCUCCAGGAAAGCGUGGAAGAAUGGGAAGAAGAGGCGAACCUGGACCUCCUGUAAGUACAUUUCCAUCUCAUCCAGGUAGUAUUAAAAUCAACUAAUAAGCUAUUAAACAAAGAGAAGUACUUUCACACUCGCGCACACACACAGGUACAU
Messenger RNA from Epinephelus moara (kelp grouper), 875 nucleotides. RefSeq names its product collagen alpha-1(XXIII) chain-like. The record is from RefSeq and is a predicted model, not a curated record. The transcript has 4 exons. Bases 359 to 820 code for a protein of 153 amino acids. Lineage: Eukaryota; Metazoa; Chordata; Actinopteri; Perciformes; Serranidae.